Molecule: messenger RNA, 2578 nt
Organism: Argiope bruennichi
Lineage: Eukaryota; Metazoa; Arthropoda; Arachnida; Araneae; Araneidae
Exons: 2
Coding region: 76-2232 (718 amino acids)
Source: RefSeq, a predicted model, not a curated record
GUCAGGGACACAUAGUCGAGCAUUUUUCGAUCUCUCAAUUGGCAGACGAUUUUAGUUCGGCACAAGUCUUGAAUUAUGCAAGUUCUUGGUCUAUUUUCUAUUAUGCUUGCGGUGGCAACUGCACAAGUUCCUCAAUACCGCAAUCCAAGUUUCCAGAACAGCCACGCACCACUUACACCAGCAGCAUCCAAAGAGAGACCCUACUUAUCCAUUCCCAUAGUGCUUAUGCCUGAUGGACAAAUCGUUCCAAAAGCACAGGCAAGCUAUCAGUACGUUAGCAAUGCACCGGCACAACUGCAACAACAAAAUUCGAAAUAUCGGGGUUCUGUCAUGACUGGAGAAUCAGAAGAAACCUACCAGGUGGUUGUUCCUCCUCCUGCCUCUUUCUCUCAAGAUCAGAAACAGACGAAAACAUUGAAAAAUGGAGGAAAUGGCAGAGUUAUGAUUGCGGCUAAGGAUCAACGCAGCUUCGUCCAGAAUCCUCAACAUAAUCAUCCACCAAAGCACCAUCACCAAAAUGAUCGUUCCCAGUCUGCUUCUUUAGUACAGUUUCAAAAUCAAAGAAAUCCAUCGGGUCAGCAACAUACUGCUUCUAACCAGCAAGUAGGUGAAUCUCAUAAGCAGAAUGUUGCUAAUUUCCUCAACUUGGCUACUCAUUUAGGCACAGAAGCCCUGUCUCAGCACCGUGGAGGGCAAAAGAAUCUUUAUUUCAAUCAACCACAAGUGGCUCAUGCCCAACAUGGUUCACAUGAAAUGCACCAAGUACAAGAAACGUACGUAAUGCAAGUUCCCUCUUCACAGGAUCAUUCAAGUAGUUUUACACACUCUCAUGUUCAACAUUCAGCGCCACAAGCUCAGCAGAUCUCACAGAAGGCUAAUUUUGCUCAACAUAAUGUAUACAAUGCUCCACAUAUGCAAUAUCAACCAACACCAGCUUCUCAACCUGUGCAAUAUAUCCAAACAUCUACCGUCAGGCAACCGAAUCAAGCGGAUGCAGCUCAGGUCGGAAUUCAAAAUCAGGCAACUUUAGCUCAGCAAAGCGUAGGAAGUACGAUCUAUUUUUCGGGAAAUCAAAAUCACCCCUCUCAAGUAACGGGCCAUGAGCAGCUUUCUCAGCAAGCUGGUAACCAAAAAUAUCAGUUAAUACAACAAAGUGCUCAGAAUUUACAGUUAAUUCCUGCUAAAAAUUAUGAAUCACAAACGCAAGCUACGUACGCUCCACAAUCAGUAAUUGAAAUAUCUGGCCAAGCUACUAAUGCACAAGCUAAUCAUCCAAAUUAUGGCAUGGCUGUUCAAAAUGGACAAACAUACGUAGUAGAUGGGCAUCAAAUCAGUUUUGCCAAUGCUGCUCAUGCAUCACCUUCGACAUUCCAAACUCAACAAAACGGUCAUCAGAAUUACCCAAAUUCCCAGCAAGUACCUAAUUCUCAUAUGGAACAAGCCAGAAACCAAAACAUGCACGCUUCUCGCCAGAAUGUUCAAGAGGCAGGACCAAGCUAUUCAGCCGCUGGAAAUCAACAACAGUACAUUGCCUCAGUACAAAAUGGUCAACAACAAAUUAAUCCUCAGCAAUCAAUAAGUCAGUCCUCUACAAAUGCAGCAAGUAAUUCAAAUACUCAUGUAAAUCAAAAUGGACAAAUAACAUACAGAAAUCAGCCCCAGACUUAUGCAGGGCAUAAUGCUCAGUCAUAUGAAACGGGUCCCUACACUUAUGCCAGCACUCAACCAACUUAUUCAUCCUCAACUCAGCCUAGCCAUAUUAAAUAUGCUACUCCAACUUCAGCAAACAGUAACUAUCAGGGAUAUCAGUACGAAUAUGCGGCUCAAAAUCACCAAGAUGAAAGGAAGUUGACUGAACAAGAAACUGCUCCAUCCACUAAUGGGGGACAACUUAUUUACGCCUCCUCGUCAGCCAAACAAAUAAACUAUACUCCAUCAGCUCAAGAUUCUGCAAAAUCACAAAAUAAUCCUGAUCAAUCAUCUGCUUACGUUUCGUUUCCUUCUACAUAUAAGUCAGAAUCAUCUCAAGGCGAAGCAGUGAAUUCUGAAUCAACUUAUGCCAAACAGGCACAAAGCAGCCAUUCAGGUGGAGAACAGCCUCGGACCACGGGUGAAAAUUCCGAAGAUGAAGAUGUAGAAACAAGUUACAAAGUAGUCUACAUUCCUCUGGACAUUCUAAAGAAUAUAUUGAGCAACAGUGUGGAGAAUCAAAGAGUUGAAAAAUCGAGUUAAAGCCGGUCUGCUCGAAGUCAGAGAACAUUUAAAAUAGAGUAUCAGCAGCUGAUAAUUGUUUCUAAGUGUUUUAAUUAGAAGAAUUUCCAGAGAAUUAUUCCUGUCCUCAAAGCACAUCAAGAAAAAUUAUAUUCCUAUUCUCAAAAAAGCAUUACUUUCUCUUGUUGGUGCCAAAGGCAGAUUUGAUAUCCAAAGUUUUUACUAAAGCGCUAAGAAGUACAGAUGCUGGAUUAUCUUGUACAUCAAAUUUUUAUAAGUGCAAUAUGCCAGUGAACUUUGACUUUACGAGUUGAAUUGUGUUGAACAAAUACAAAAAUUUUUAAGAAUUUAUAUGCAUUUCGUCAAU